GUCAAUUUAGGAAGCAAAUUGAUGCAAAUUUUCUGCAGAAACACUCACAAUUUCUUUUUUCUCUCUUCAACCCUCGUUUCUAUUUUCUUCGGACAAAAGCAUAAUUUUCCAUUUCUCUCUCUUUUCAUUUCCCUCUCCUUUUCUUUUUUCCUCAUCUUUGGAGGGAAAAACCUCCAAACACUCAAAACCAUUCUCCCUCCGUCUCUCAAAUUCAAUCGCUGGAACUUGUAGUAGCUUCGUUUGGUGACUUUCUCUUGCUGAUUUGGUCUCAGCAAUGUAAAAAUAAGAUCUAAUAAAAAGAGAUGCAAUUAUUGGAUGAAGGAUCGAGGGCAAAGCCAUUGCAGUCUCUCAGUAUGUUUCUUGGAUACAAGUUGAUGGUUUUUAUCAAAUACUGCAAUCCAGUUAUAUAUUGUUUCCUAUUUAGAAGUUUCAACUUGUAUUCUUUUAUAAAUGUAAGACUGGUCAGUUGGAUAAUUUAAUGUUCUUCUGAUAGCUGUCAUCCAGUCAAAAAUAUAUUUAGAAGAGAUCCUUCAGGGAGGGGAAUUUUUAUUUUAAUUUUUUAUUAAUCUACUAAAGUGGACUAGCUAAUUAGUAUUUCAAGACUUGGACAUUCUUCUCCAAGUUGGAAAUGCAAACAAGGAAAAAAGUUACUGCAAGAAAUUCUGCUCGAGAGCUUGCCAGUCCAAGGGUUUCUAGGCAUCAGAAAAGGAUAACCGAAAAUGUGCAAGUUGCAGAAAAGAAAGCUAUAGAGCUGAUCACAUCUUCUGCUAGAAAGCAAAAAAUUGCUGGCACUCAUCCAAAGAAAAGUGUGGAGCAUGUUGCUGCAACAAAUUUGAAUACUAGAUUUGGAUUGGUGGAUGAUGAUGCUUCCGCUGCUUGUUUGGGUGCCGAGACUCAUGACACAAUUAGUGGCCAUAUAAUGAACCAUGAGGGGUGUGAUGAUGGAACUGCCCAUCACGUGUUAGAAACUAUAUUUUCUCCUUCCUUUCACAUUUCUAAAACAGUAGGAGGGGAAAUUGCAAACGGAGUUGAUUUCAUCAAAUUCUUCCAGAGCAGUGACCAGUAUUUUCAGUAUUGUGGAAAAGAGAACUUACAGGUUGAUAUGCUAAACUGUCAUGUUACACAAGAAGAUAAUUCCUCUUUGGACACGACUUCAAUGAAUAUGACACAUCCUGCAGAUUUUGGAGCCGGCUUGUCAUCUGAAGUUCCCACUAUAUACCUUUCCAUGAAGAACUCAAAACUGGAAUGCAUUGAUGAACAUGGUCAAGAUCACAUGUCAACACAAGUUUGUGCGGAGGAAGAUGAAUACGAACAAUUUGAUGACUUUGAUCCAUACUUAUUCAUAAAGAAUUUGCCGGCUUUGUCAUCGGUUGUCCCAACUUUUCGGCCCAUGCUGCUACCUAAACAGACGCGGAGUUGCCCUCCUACUACUCUUGUUUUGGACUUGGAUGAGACCUUAGUGCACUCUACAUUAGAACCCUGUGAUGAUUCAGAUUUCACCUUUCCUGUGAAUUAUAACAUGGAGGAGCAUACGGUCUACGUUCGAUGUCGUCCUUAUCUCAAAGAUUUCAUGGAGAGGGUUGCCGGCCUUUUUGAGAUUAUUGUAUUUACUGCCAGUCAAAGCAUUUAUGCCGAGCAACUUCUCAAUUUGCUAGAUCCAAAGAGGAGGAUAUUUCGGCAUCGUGUUUAUCGCGAGUCCUGUGUUUUUGUGGAGGGGAAUUACCUCAAGGAUCUGUCAGUUCUUGGCCGUGACUUAGCACGAGUCAUUAUAAUUGAUAAUUCUCCACAGGCGUUUGGGUUCCAAGUGGACAAUGGAAUACCAAUUGAGAGCUGGUUUGAGGACCGUUCUGAUCAAGAAUUGCUUUUAUUGCUUCCAUUUCUGGAGAGCUUAGUUGGAGUUGAAGAUGUUCGGCCACUGAUUGCAAAGAAGUUCAACCUUGGAGAAAAAAUUGCUGCAGCUGUUUGCCCUUUGAACUCUAAUACAGGAAAUCCUUUUCAAAGAUGACUUUGCGAUGCGAGUUCUACAGUUCCUGAGAAAUGCAAAUUGCCUUUGCUUGUGUUUUAGACUUUACUUUUUGGGAGGGAUGUCAUUAUCUUGGUUGAGAAAUUGUUCACAAGACUGAUUUGGGGUUAUAACAGUUUUAAGUUUUGGGGCAAAAGAUGAUUGCAGGUGUAUUCAAUAAUAAUUGUUUAAACCUUUUCUGAGAAAAUGGUUCACUAGAACACAUGAUAUGUAAAUCUCUGAACUAGGUUAUCUUGGGAAUCAAAAUUCUAUUGUUCCUGGCA
Messenger RNA from Cornus florida, 2286 nucleotides. RefSeq lists its product as uncharacterized. Lineage: Eukaryota; Viridiplantae; Streptophyta; Magnoliopsida; Cornales; Cornaceae. Gene Ontology annotation, molecular function: phosphoprotein phosphatase activity. The record is from RefSeq and is a predicted model, not a curated record. The transcript has 10 exons. The coding region runs from base 629 to 2005 and encodes 458 amino acids.